AUGUGUAAGAAGAUCAAAAAGUGCCACCCAUCGAAGGAGCUUCUUGAAGAUAUCUGCAUUCGAUUUGUUCUGAAUGCCCCCGAAGAAGAUCAAAAGUCAUUCGAGAGGAUUUUGUUUCUUGUGGAGAGUGCUUAUUGGUACUACGAAGAUAACGUUGUAGAGAACGAUCCAAAGCUAAAGUCGCUGUCCUUUAAAGGGUUUACUUGUCUCCUAUUCAAAAACUGUGAUGUGUUGAGACCUUACCUUGCACAUAUCGAUGACAUAUUCAGAGACUUCAGUUCUUACAAGAGUCAAGUUCCGGUAGCUGGUGCGAUUAUUUUGGACGAGACAUAUGAACGUUGCUUGUUGGUUAAGGGAUGGAAAAAAUCAUCAACUUGGAGCUUUCCACGUGGAAAGAAGAGUAAGGAUGAAGAAGACCAUGCUUGUGCUAUACGCGAGGUCUUAGAGGAGAUAGGCUUUGAUGUCUCGAAGCUGCUUAAGAAAGAUGAAUAUAUUGAGUUUACAUUCAGAGGAGAGCAAAGAGUGCGGCUUUACAUUGUCGCUGGUGUGAAAGAAGAUACAGCUUUUGCACCACUGACUAUGAAGGAAAUCAGCCAAAUCGCAUGGCAUCCGCUUGAUCGGCUUGAUGAUGGAAGAGUGAAUGGUCUCAAGUUGUACAUGGUGGCACCUUUUCUUGCAUCGUUGAAGUCAUGGAUAUCAAAGCAUCCGUCUUCUGUUGCACGGAGACCUGACAAGCCCCUUAAAUCAAUCUGCAUGUGGAAUGCAAAGACAACAAAAACGGAAUGA
Messenger RNA from Eruca vesicaria subsp. sativa (arugula), 786 nucleotides. The record is from the annotation of a GenBank genome assembly. Lineage: Eukaryota; Viridiplantae; Streptophyta; Magnoliopsida; Brassicales; Brassicaceae.